AUGGCCAGGGCGGUGAGUGGCCUGUUAUUGUAUGGCGCUGUGGUUGUGGCCUUCCUGGCCACUUACGGAGGCAUCAAGCAGCUGCUCGGUUGGAGAAGCGGUGCAGUGGGGAGCAAUGAGUACAGCUACGUAACAGAUAUAUGGAAGGGGCGUGGGGGGAGCAAAGGCCUCUGUUUAUUUCUCCAAAUUGGGUGUAGAAAAAAGGGAAAGGUAAACCAAGAUGAUGACGAUGACAAUGAAGAUGAUGAUGAAGAGGAGGAAGGGGAAGGCGCCAAGAGUAAGGGAAAUCAUGCAGAACUGUUACAAAAAUUAAAAAUGAACAAGGUGAGAAAACUUUCCGACGAUGAGACAAACAAAGACCUGUUACCAUAUGUUACUAAGGAAGACGAGAAGCACACAGUGGUGAAUCUGUUUGACUACUUCGUUAAGGGAAAAAAGAGAAAUAAUGGAAAAAAUGAAAUUUUUGUAAACCACAUUAUGACCCUACACAGAAUCGUAGUGAUAUGCUUCAAGCCGACUCUAAAUUUCUCUCACAUCAUUACCCAACCUAGUGAUGCUCUCCAUAAAAUAAUAACGGUAGAACAUGGAGAAAGGUUGGCCUCCAUGGAUUACCCACUUUUAUUUUAUUCAGACGAAGCUAGUUGGGGGAUGAAGAACGUCAUGUCCACCGGGAUUCUUGAAUUCUUUGCACCUCCCUUUACCAGAGAAAUUACUGAUAUUUUGAUUACCUGUGCCAACACAGAAAUAAAUGAGACAUACACUUUUGAGGAUUUGAUCAGGGUGCGCAUUCGAAUCCCUCGUAGUAGUGAAAGAAUAGUAGGCCUGAGUACAGAUCCUGAGGAUAAAGAAUUUUUCGAACAAAUAGUGGACGAAAAUGUAGAUGAGUAUGAAUUUGAAAGUUUCAAAAACAGAGUCUUAGGAUUCAAGUUGGCAGAUGCAGAACUAGAUCCAGAAAAUUGUUUCAAAGUGGUUUAUUCGGAAGAAAAGGAACUUGCGCUAGAAAUUGAAUACCAGUUUUCUAGAUGCCUAAUAUUGGAUAGACCCCAAUUUAAGCUUCGAUAUUUUUAUAUCAAUGAUGAAUACUUCGAGGAAGAAAUUCAAUUUUCCUGUUCAUUCACUUAUAAGGGGAAAAAGAAAAAGGUUACAUUCGGGGAGGCCGAGGUGAGUCCGAACACUGAUACCUACUUUAUAGAACCAGACAAAAAGGAAUUCCAAUACUUUAACGGAGUUCCCUUCAAGGUUUGUCAUUUCGAAUAUGAUGAGGGGAAAAAGAAAUCCACACAGGUGUGCGAAAGAACUAUCAACGAGUUCUCUCUCUUCAUGUACAACUGUGAAUCAGAAACCAAAAAGCAGAUUCAGUUACCUGAGCCAGUAGAGACCGUGAGGUAUCUAAAUGUUACCCACCCUCUGAAAGAUUUUAGUGAUAUCACCUUCUUAUCGAAAGAUGUACACAUAGAGAACCUACGUUGGAGAUUUCCAGAUUAUAAAUACUUCAUGACUUCAUAUAUCAACCAUGGUCCACACCCCCUGAUCAUCGAAUGUGUUAUUCCUAAUAAAACAAAAGAUAAAUUUCAAAAGGCUAACAUUUUACUCUACGUGAAAACAAACUUAAAAGACAAGAAGGUCUCCUUUUGCGAUUUUAGGAGUUCCAAAUUGUAUGAUUACCUCAACACAUACAUCAAAGGGGAUGAGUGCGAAAUUAAUGUCACUUCGAAUAGUAGCUUUGGAUUUCGAUGCCCAGAAGGAACUGUGAAGAAACCAAAAUAUUGUUUUACGGAGAUGUAUUACCUUGGGUACCUGUACCCGUUAGGAGAUCUCUUUGCACAAAAUAUAGUUAUCUAUUCUUACAAGGAUCCAACUUUAUCGUUAGCCGCCUUUACUAGUAGCCUGAGCAGAUCCUACUCGUUUGAGUGCUUCUGUGUUAAGGAGGAUGAUCAAAGUAAGAUAGAAAAGAGAGUGAUUGUGAAUUACAUAAAUGAAGACCAACUGUAUGAUUACAAUGAUAUUCCAAAGGUGCCAUAUGAAUCUGUGGUAUCGCACCCGAUGAAGACUCACCUGUGCGAUUUCAUGCAAAACAAUUCUGUCCUUAAGCCAACGAGGAAGAAGCCAAUAAACUACAUCUGUGAGGUUUUUCCAAAGCCGAUGGAAUACAUAGCCCUAGUGUGUCCUACCAAUCUGAUCGAUGAACGAAAUGAAAAAAUUCUCUCCGAUUUGCUUUUCAAGUAUGGAAACCCAGGAAUAAUAGACCAAAUAAGGGCCUUUGGAAAAAAGAGAAACAACUACUAUAAGUCCUUUCACCUUCCGAAAGAUGCCCCCUCCUACGUAAUCAACCGAUACAUGCAAACUGUAAAAAGAAUCGAUGAAAUGAUUCCAGGGGUUCUAAUCAAAGAUACUGUUCGUAUAAAAAUAGCUAGGAUCAGAAAGACAGAUGCAGGAGUGCAAGAUCCAUCCCUACCACCAGAUGAAGAUGAAGAAAUCAAUCAAAUGUACGCCAGUCACUUAGGACUCCCUAACAGUAUCCACCAUGGUUUAUUUAUCUUCCAACUUCCACCUUACAUAAAAAGAAAUGCUAUCAUCGAAUUUGCUUGUAUUAAUGAUAAAACGAAAAAAAUGGGAAAUACAGGAAAUAACGGUGUUAUGUCUGUGCACCUGAGGAAAGAAGGAAAAGCAGUUGAUGGAUGCCACUUCUACAAGAAUAAGGAAGAAAAUAGUAUUUUGAAAAAAAAAAUAAAAGUAGGUUCUAAAGAGGAUUGUGUUGUACAAAGUAAUGGAGAAAUUGAAUACAUAGGAAUUAUAUGUCCAAUUGAAAGCGGGUUAUAUUUAACUCCCUCUGGUUGUUUUCAAGAAGCAUACAACAGUUCGGAUGAACUUGUACAAAUCAGCACUUAUGAUAAGGAAUUCAAAAACUUCACCAAUGAUAGGGGAAUCUCCUACUUGAAGAUUCCGCAAAGCUUUGUCGGUUACCUUAACAUUUUCUGCUACUGUAAUGUAGAAGCACCACCAUCGGCAGAAGCCGGGUUAGCAGCACCUCUGAAAAAGGAGAAUAAAAUUAACAUCGAGUUGAAUACGUCCAAUAGGGGAAUAACGAAUGUACAAAAAAUCGACCAUCUCUACGAGUCGGAUUUUCUCAUAGGAAGCGAAUUCAUCAAUAGGAGACCAACUCCAAUAAUGAGGAAGAAACAUAUUUGUGAUUUUACAAGGGAGGAUAGUUCCUUGGCUCCACAAGACGAGUUACCCGCCAUAAAAUCCUGUUUCGUUGAUUUGGAGGAAAAUCUGAGUCUCGUGGAGGUAAUUUGUCCUAGGAACUUCAAUCCAUCUGGUGCAGACCGAUUGAAUAAUGUGCUCCGAAUGCGUAGUGUUGGAAGUGUUGCUAGCACUGUUGGGUUGACCACCCGAAGUGGGUUCCAUGGUGCUCUGCCACUACAGGAUGAACCUCUGAGCGAAGAGGAGCUAAGUAAAUACAAGCAGAUAAAGUACGUUCCGAAAGAAUAUGAAGAUGUAAUACAUCUGAAUAGUGAGAAAAAGUUGCAGGACAUCCUCCCUGGAACGAUAAUUCUGGAUCGAAGUAAAAAGUUCGGAGAAAAGGGAAUAUUCACAUUCAUCACCCCGCUGAUUGUGAAAGAUGACAUAAUCAUAAAGCUUUUAUGUGAUAAUUCAGAAACGACCCUUGGAAAUAAAAAAGGGAAAAAGGGAAUUGUCGUUGUUAAAAUUCCGAAAAGGAUAACGAAGAAAAAAUUCUAUGGAUGUGAUUUCUCUGGGAAUUCAAACAAAACCUUCUACUACUCUGAGGUACACUCCCUAACGAAGGAUAAUAAGGAGUGCCAUGUAAAGUUGAAGGAAAAUAUUAUCGUUAGUUUGAAUUGUCCUAAUGGGAAAAUUAAUCCAGACAACUGCUUCCAUAGCGUAUAUAUAAGAAGUACCAUGGAUCAGGAGAAUAUAGAAAACGUCGAAAAUAUUUUUAAUGAUGUUAAGGUAAUUAAUACAAACUAUUUGUUGAAAAAUUCAUCAGCCUUUUUGAUUAUAUCUAAAAUGAGUAACAUAAAGGAUCUGAACUUUUACUGCACUUGUGAAGAUUACAAUAGUAAAAAUGUGGGAACCAUAUACUUGAACCUACCUCAGAACCCGUCUUCCACAUCGAAGGAAAAAUAUGAUUCGGAGAAGAAGCUAGUUAUGGACAUUCCCCCCUAUUAUUCCAAAGAUACUUAUGUAUGUGAUUUUACUGAAAAGCAUUACAACAUUAUGAAUCGAUCUAAUAUAGACAUGGAGAAACUCUUGGAGAAGUAUCUACAGGAUAUUUUACUAUACCAACAUGAUGGAUUUACACACUUCAGCUUAAAUCUUAAACUAAGAAAGGAAAUAAUGAAGAAGCAAUACAUAGAAUAUGUAAAGAAACAGAUUCAGCAUUAUCGGGACAACCCUCCCGAGGUGGAAAAGUACCUUGACCAUACCCUUGUCUAUAAGUGCAAUAUCGAUUUGAGUGCAUUCGAUAAAUUUGCCAUUAAGUGUCCACCCAGAAUGGGAACUCCUUCAUCUGAUAAUGUAAUUUCCUCUCCUAAGGGACUCCAAGUUAUUGCACCCCGUUUGAUGUACACGUCUAGUCUGGGUAACGACCCCAUCUCCAUGGUGAAAGGAUUAAACAACCUCCUCUUCGGAACCAUAAUUGUUAACAAAACGAAUGAAAACAAUAUCUCUUUUUUCGAUAAAGGGGAGCUGGAACUUAUCAUAUCUCCCUAUUCUGACUCAUCGAAGAAUUUAAGUUUCUCCUGUGAAAACAUGGGAGAAGACGGAGUCAAUCGUGUAGUAGGUUAUGCAUCCAUCUUUGUAAAAAAAAAUAGCAAUAAAAUUCUGGGCUGUGAUUUUAUAGAUCCCUCAGAUGUUAACAAUCACCAGGUCCACUCACCCGCAUUUAAAACGGAACAAACAACUGGAAUGACAACUACCUACAGAAAUAAUUCAUUUGAAUUUGAAAUAGAAUUAGUGGAGGGAAAAAAUAUAUACUGUAAUAUUGAAGCUAUAGAAAAUGAUGUCGUUGGGUUCAGUUGUCCACAUAACUUCCUUACCUCCCCUGAAAAUUGCUUCGAGUCGGUACAAAUAGAAGGGGUGGAUAAAGAAUUGGAAACACACAAACUGGACAGUCUACUUAAAGGGGUCCACAUUCUUAAAAAUAAAAUAUAUGAUGUUAAUUACACCCCAUCUUAUAUUAUCCUUCCUAAGAGAAUUCCAAAAUCGAUGAAAAUUUUCUGUACAUGUAAUUCCGUGAAGCUGAUAAAAACAGGUGUUAUCCAGAUUAAUAUCAUCGGGGAUGAUUUGAAUAACUGGUUCAAAAAAGAAAUUACGCACAAUAUCUUCGCAUUCGAACAGACUAGCUACUUUUACGACUUUUCCUCUGGGCCACUCAACAUCAGCUCCGAGAAUGUACUAGAUAUCGGUGCGUUGGUCACAGAGAAGAAGGCCAAGGGAAGUCGCCAAAUUCUGAAUGGGGGGGUAGGAAUGUCGGGAUAUGCACAGAAGCGGUUAAGGGAGGCAAAAGUCGGUCCUGGCAUCACUGUCAUGGAACUACUGGAAGCAGAAUCGGAAGAGGCAGAGGAAGAGGAAGAAGAAGAAGAGGAUGGCGAUGCGGACGAUGUGGAGGAGGAGAAUGUGUUAAACCCAAUGCGUACAAAACAGGUGCACGAAAUCACCGUAGCGGUAUCUGAAUUCAGCUCCGUGAAGGUUGUGUGCCCCCUAAGAAAUGCCCAACAUUUUAGGCAAUCAAAAAUCAGUCCAGAAAAUUUCUUCGAGUAUGUGUAUGUGAAUGAAUGGGAUGCCAACAAAGACAAGCGAAGCGAAGCGGAGAAGGAAAAAAUUGUUAUGGAAAUGGUGCAGGGAAAACCGAAGGAUUCUGUAAAUAGCGGUGAAGAAGUAGAUGGACCAAAGAAAAAAGAAAACGAAAAGGAUAAAGACAAAAAUGAAAUAAAGGUAGACUACGAUAUCAUGGGUAACAAAAUAAUUGUUGCCCUAAAGACGGAAAGACCCAAAGCAACAAUAGAAGAUUCAGAAAAUGCUCUUCACCCUAAUGAUGAGAGGAAAGAAGAGGAGGGAAAAAGAAAAAAAGAUAUCCUAACAAUAAAAAAUAUAAAUGAUGUUAUAGAAUUUGUUAAUCACGAAAGAGAAGUGAGUGAAAACACAUAUGCCGGGACGAUACAUUUUUCUCCACUACUACUAAAAGAAGCAACAUUUUUUAUUUCCUGUGAUAAUUCCCUAACCCUGAACGAAAGUAGAAGAGGAAAAACUGGCAUCGUUAAAAUUGUGGUGAAGCCAAAUUAUGUAAAUAUUUUUGGAUGUGAUUUCGUGGGGGAUUAUUCCACUCAUUUUUAUUUUAGCAAGAAGUGGGAAGAAGUUCCAAAGAAUUAUGUGUGUGAAGUACAAGUGGAGGAUGAUUCCAUUGUAGGGCUAGCGUGUCCUUCACAUACCAAGUUACAUCCAUCAGAUUGUUUCGACAGUGUGAUUAAAGAUAACGUGAUUCACAAGAAGGAUUCGAUAAUAGAAGCAGUCAAUAUGUUUAUUUAUAAGGAGAAGAACAAACCAAUUCUUUCUUUCAUUCAAGUGAAACACAUCUUCUCUAGCCACUUCUCCUGCAAGUGCUACGAUUCCACCAAGGGGGAUUACAAGGAAGUCACCAUAAAAAUUAAUUAUGAGCCUUACGUUAUGGGCACACCCAGAAAGAGCCUCGGAGGCGCAGUCAUUCAGUACAGCGAUGUAGACCUGAAAUUGCCUUCGGUGCAACGCUGA
Molecule: messenger RNA, 6771 nt
Organism: Plasmodium knowlesi strain H
Lineage: Eukaryota; Apicomplexa; Aconoidasida; Haemosporida; Plasmodiidae
Product: 6-cysteine protein P230p, putative
Exons: 1
Coding region: 1-6771 (2256 amino acids)
Biological process (GO): symbiont entry into host
Cellular component (GO): cell surface; plasma membrane
Source: RefSeq, a predicted model, not a curated record